AACAAAAAUAUCUUGAAAUUUAAUUCUUUAAUAUUAUUAUCUAUUCUUACAAGUGGUACCGGCCAAGAUAUUCAUUUCAGUGUUAAAGUAUUCCUAGUUGGCCACUUGGACGUAUCGACAUGAUUUGUGAAACAGAAAUAGAAUCACUUUUGGAAAGAUAUGUUUUUAUAAAUCAGAAGGGAACAAAGAGAAUAUAUGGGAAUGAUCUCAUGAAUUUACCUUUCCACGAUCUCGUUGAUUAGGUUAGUUUUUAAAAUAAAUAAAAAUGGAAAGUUGUUCUAGAAAUCGCUAAUCGACUAAACAAUAUAAGAUAUUUCAGUAGAUGAUAAAAGGCAAAAUAAGCAUAGACCUUAAUUUCAUUUUUCUAACGUUCCAUUAUGUUACCUGCGUCAUUUUCUUAUGGAGAAAUAAGAGUAAACCAAAUUUAAGAUAAACCAACUCGAAAUAUAGAUAAAAUAUUGUUAAGCAAAUCUGUUGAACAUUACCCAGUUAUAGACAGACUAGUAGGUUAGUUGGUCGAUUACGACAUAGUGGCGUAUGAUUACGCACUGCACAGUUUGCUGACAAACUCAGUGAAGGUAGUCGUGAGCUAUUAUGGAUCAAGGUUUUUUUUAUUCAGUGACUUAACAAAAGUAAAUGGGACUUUAAAUAUUUGGGCUUGGUAGUCCAAUUCUUUUUGGAAUAGACUUGGCAAGAAAAUGGAACGAAACAGUACUAAUAGGCUUUGAGAUAGUGUUUUUUUGCCGAAUAACCGUAAUUCACAAUGGGACGAUCUUUAUUUAUCAUCCGCUUAGUUAAAAAAGUCCUAAUGGGCUUUUGAUUGUUUUUUGUGGGCUCUGCAAACAGCGCAUGGCAUUUGGUAAUUUCCAACUUUUUCCAUGGACCUAAUUAACUCUUGAAAAAGGAUGGGUCGACGGUGUUGUAGGUCGGAUUGAAAGUGUGUGUCACUUUUAGCGCAACUUUUGUAGAGUAAAAACUGUUUUCACCGAAUUGCGCCAGUAAACACCCAAUCAAAAUAAAAGGAGCUAUGCUGACAUAGAGUAAACACUGUCUUGUCUUUUUAUGUUUUUUGUAGUUAAGUUUUUUUUUUCUCUUUCUCCUAGAGUAAAAGUUUACUCUGAAGUUCACAUUUUCUUCUCAUUUCAUGUUUCACUAAUUUUCUUCUUUUUUUACUCCUCCAAGUUGCGUUGAUAUUACAAUCACACUCUGAACAUUAAUGAAAACGUUGAAAAGACGUGUGUAUAGUGCAUGUAGCCAACGCGAAGCUCCUUUCUACUUUUUUUACUCUCUAGCUUGGUUAUUGCAUUUAUGACCAAACAGAUCACAAGUGACCCAUAUUUAACGAUAUAACAUUAAUAUUUUUUAUAACAAUUAUAUAUAUGCAUAUAGAUCAGUUAGAUUUUGACGAGAUUUUGAUCACUUUUAAAUUAAUUAAAAGUACUCGAAAUGGAUCAACUUCAUAGCUGUUGCUCCUUGGCUGUAUCAUGUAUGUACACAGAAUGGUCAAAUAUUUGUAUUUAAGAAAAAAGCAAAGAAUGGUCUACCAGAAAAAUAAAAGUCGCAACGACUUGUCAAUUCUCAAUCUUGAUAAAAACAUGUAUAAUUCUUCUUCUUUUUUACAAUUUCUCACAGACUCAUCGCCUUUGCCUGCAUAAAAUUCCUUUAAAUCAUCAUUUCUCAAGUACUGUAUGCAAAUAUGUAUUGACAAAAAUAAGUAUAUAAAUAUAUAUUACACCUAGACAUAAACAAAUGAAUUUACUAUUUGCAUGUAUAAAUUUAGGAAUAAACACAAAUAAAAUAUAUUCACUGUACAACACAAGUAUAAGCAAAUACAAUCAUAGAAAAUAAAAAUCAAAUACAUAGUCAAGUUCAACGAAGAUGACUGAAUCUAAACAAAGCCAUUUUAAAAUAAAUUGUGUAAUUUUGAACCGCUUUCUUAUAUAAAUCAAUAAUCGACGCAGGACGACCUAUUUUAAAAUUUCUGAUAAAACAAAAAUGCCAUUAUACAAAUAUAGUAAGAUUUUUUCUUUUUUCAAAUAUAGUAAAAGAUUAUUUUAACUCAGCGAGCACGAUCACCCACAGUACACGACCAAGUCCACUGAAUAUAUAAAACCUACAAAAUAAACUAUAGACAAUUAUUUAACUAUGACGUAUUAUAAAAAUAUCCGAAACACAAAAAUCCAAUCCUCGAUUUGCAUAAGAACCUUUCAAGGAACUUCGAAGUCCUCACAACUUACCUUUUCUUCCAAUUGUUUUGAUUUUUUUUUCUCUUUUAUCAACUUUUAUUGUAUCUUCGAGAUAACAAAAAAAAGGGUAAAAUGGAUAGACAAAAAAGCAUGGAGAAAGGGUUACUGAGGAAGAGCUUAAGCAUAAGAGAGAGGAAGUUCCCAAACGAUGACCUUUUUCUUGAAACUGGAUUAUCGAGGAAAUCCCCGAGAGAUAUAGCCAAGAAAUCACCGAGAGGUAUUAUCAAGAAAUCACCGAGAGAUAUUAUCAAGAAAUCACCGAGAGAUAUUAUCAAGAAAGCUGAAAACGACGAUGGUGAAUGUCGUGUUACCGCCAUUGUAUUCCUCAGCACCUUUGUUGCCGUCUCUGGCUCUUUCUGCACCGGUUGUGGCGCCGGUUUUUCAUCGGGGGCCCAAUCAGGGAUCACAAAAGAUCUAUCUCUCUCAGUUGCAGAGUACUCUAUGUUCGCGUCCGUUUUGACGCUAGGAGGUUUGAUUGGUGCAGUCUUCAGCGGUAAAGUCGCUGACGUCUUGGGAAGAAAGCGGACCAUGUUGUUUUGCGAAGCCUUCUGCCUUGCAGGCUGGCUUGCGGUAGCAUUGGCCCAGGACGCAUUGUGGCUGGACUGUGGAAGAUUAUUACUUGGAAUCGGUGUUGGUUUAUUUAGCUACGUGAUUCCAGUCUAUAUAGCCGAAAUUGCACCGAAGCAUGUCCGUGGAUCGUUUGUGUUCGCCAAUCAACUGUUGCAAAAUUGCGGCAUUGCACUCUUCUUCAUCAUUGGUAAUUUCAUUCCAUGGAGAUGGCUAGCAAUAGUCGGUUUUAUGCCAUGCGUGCUCCACGUUUUUUGUUUAUUUUUCAUUCCCGAGUCUCCAAGAUGGUUGGCGAAAAAAGGUCGCGAUAAAGAAUGCCGAUCGGCUUUGCAACGCCUUAGGGGACCCGAUGUGGACAUUUCGCGUGAAGCAAACACAAUUAGGGAUACCAUAGAAUUAUCCGAGCUCGAUGGUGAAACUCGAAUGGCUGAAUUGUUUCAGAGACGAUAUGCAUAUCCGUUACUUAUUGGAGUCGGUUUAAUGUUUUUGCAACAAUUGAGCGGUAGCUCGGGUGUAACUUAUUAUGCCAGUAGCCUCUUCCAAAAAGGAGGAUUUCCUAGUGCUAUCGGCACAUCAGUAAUAGCCACGAUCAUGGUUCCAAAAGCAAUGCUGGGAACAAUCAUAGUCGAUAAAUUGGGGAGGAGAACACUCCUAAUGUCUUCUUGUGCUGCUAUGUGCUUAAGUGCUUUGCUGUUAAGUGUUUCCUACGGUUUCGAGUCAUUUGGAAUUCUCCCGGAUCUCACUCCCAUCCUCACUUGCAUUGGCGUAUUGGGUCAUAUUGUGUCAUUUGCGAUGGGAAUGGGAGGACUACCAUGGAUUAUAAUGGCUGAGAUAUUUCCCAUGAAUGUGAAAGUGUCAGCGGGAACCUUAGUUACCGUAACUAAUUGGUUAUUUGGUUGGGUUAUCACAUAUACUUUCAACUUCAUGCUACAAUGGAAUGCAUCAGGAAUGUUCUUCAUCUUUUCAAUGGUCUCCGCAUUUUCGAUUGUAUUUAUAUACUUUUUAGUACCGGAGACGAAAGGCCGAUCACUUGAAGAAAUACAAGCAUUGUUCUCCAACUCUGUACAAUGAUUCAUACAAAUCAAUUAUUGUAAUUGAAAAAUCGAUUAUUAUGAUUGGUGUGGGUUUACAUGAGAUUUGUGUAUGGAUUUAAUUUUAUAUGGGAAAAUGACAACAAUAAAUUUGUAUUUUUCGUGUCUGAAAAGAAGCUGUGUGGUUUUAGUUAGGUAUGCAUCAAAAUAUAUAGUUCUGUGUGAUAUUCUAAACUAUAAAUUAAAUAAAAAUGUCAAUAACCA
This is a messenger RNA of Brassica rapa (field mustard), 4108 nucleotides long. RefSeq names its product sugar transporter ERD6. The record is from RefSeq and is a predicted model, not a curated record. Gene Ontology annotation, cellular component: membrane. Gene Ontology annotation, biological process: carbohydrate transport; transmembrane transport. NCBI's taxonomy places the organism in Eukaryota, Viridiplantae, Streptophyta, Magnoliopsida, Brassicales, Brassicaceae. Gene Ontology annotation, molecular function: sugar transmembrane transporter activity.